CUCUAUCCUUCCUCAUCUCUCUCUCUCUCUCUCUCACACAGCUUCUGUCAUAGCUUCUGUCAUGGCGGCCUCUCCCGACAACUCCAUAGCCCACAUUGCUUCCGACGAAGAUCAACUCUUUGAAUUUGUUGUCAGGACGGGGCACGGAGUGAAGGGAUUGGUCGAUGCCGGUAUAAGCCACAUCCCUAACCGAUACAUCCACCCGCCUGAAAAGCUCGCCGACUUCAAGAGGAUCUCAAGCACCAUAACCUUGCCUAUAAUCGAUCUCUCUGGUCUCAGUGAUGCCUCAAUCAAGAACUCAAUUGCCCAAGAAAUUUGUGAGGCGACAAAGAAAUUUGGUUUCUUUCAUGUGAUCAACUAUGGUGUGCCCCAAGACCUUGUCAAACGCUUAAUGGAUUCAACUUCUGAGUUCUUUGAAUUGCCACCUGAGAAAAAGGCUUGUUAUUUGAAAGGGGUCUCACCUUGCAAGAAUGUGUUCUUAGGCACAAGCUUUACUCCUGAAUCUGAGAAAUGUUUGGAAUGGAAAGAUUAUAUCAUAAUGUUUUUCUUUGGGGAGGACGAGGCCCGUGCAUUUUGGCCUCCAGAAUACAGGGAUGUGCUUCUAGAGUACCUAAAACUGCAACAGCCCCUUAUCUCUUUCAUAUUUGAAUCCCUCUUGAAGGGAAUUGGUGUGACCGUAGACGAUGAGCUCAUAAAAGCAUACAUAGAACCCAAGGCAGUGAACUUGAACUACUAUCCGGUCUGUCCGAACCCUGAACUCACGGUCGGGGUGGGUCCACAUUCAGACCUCGGUGUCAUUACACUUCUAGUGCAGGAUGACGUUGGAGGUCUCCAAGCCAAGAUAGAGGAUGAGUGGGUGGAGAUAGCCCCCAUGCCUGGUGCUCUCAUAGUGAACGUUGGUGCUACACUAGAGAUACUGAGCAAUGGAGAAUACAAGAGUGUGGAGCACAUGGCAAGAGCUAGCAACACCAAUCGCAUCUCGAUUCCUAUAUUCGUAGGCCCUCGGCCUCACACUAAGAUUGGACCAUUACCGGGACUCCUACAAAAAGAUGGGAAACCCAUUUACAAGGAUCUUCUCUUUGGGGAGUUAAUGGAACAUUUCUUUUCAACCCCUCAUAAGGGGAAGCAAACUCCUCUAGAUUUUGCCAGGUUUUAGGAGAUGGAUUUAGCUUAAAACAGGAAGAAUGCAGUCAAAUAAAAUGGAGAGGGAGCAAAUCUGUGGCAUGAGAAAUGGCAAACUAUUUUGUUGGAGAGUGAGGGCAUUUCAGUCAUUUCGCUCUUGAAGA
This is a messenger RNA of Amborella trichopoda, 1286 nucleotides long. RefSeq names its product scopoletin 8-hydroxylase. NCBI's taxonomy places the organism in Eukaryota, Viridiplantae, Streptophyta, Magnoliopsida, Amborellales, Amborellaceae. The record is from RefSeq and is a predicted model, not a curated record.